AGCAGCAGCAGCAGCAGCAGCAGCAGCAGCAGCAGCAGCAGCAGCAGCAGCAGCAGCAGCAGCAGCAGCAGCAGCAGCAGCAGCAGCAGCAGCAGCAGCAGCAGCAGCAGCAGCAGCCAGCAGCAGCAGCAGCAGCAGCAGCAGCAGCAGCAGCAGCAGCAGCAGCAGCAGCAGCAGCAG
This is a messenger RNA of Ceratosolen solmsi marchali, 180 nucleotides long. RefSeq lists its product as uncharacterized. The annotation marks the transcript as partial. The record is from RefSeq and is a predicted model, not a curated record. The transcript is spliced from 3 exons. Lineage: Eukaryota; Metazoa; Arthropoda; Insecta; Hymenoptera; Agaonidae.